GUUUUCACCGCAUUAGCUUCGGCAAAGCCAACUCCUUCAAUCCCACAUCGCACCGAACUGGCUGCCGGCUCAAUUCCAUAUAUGAACAAUGCCCAGUGUCACGGUGAAAGAUGUCAACCAGCAGGAGUUUGUCAAGGCGCUUUCAGCUUUCCUGAAAAAGUCCGGGAAGCUGAAAGUCCCAGAGUGGGUCGACACUGUGAAGCUGGCCAGGCACAAAGAGCUGGCUCCCUGUGAUGACAACUGGUUUUACACCAGAGCAGCGUCCACGGCCCGCCACCUGUACCUGCGGGGCGGCGUGGGCGUGGGCUCCAUGAUCAAGAUCUACGGGGGCCGUCAGAGGAACGGGGUGUGCCCCGCCCACUUCAGCGUGGGAUCCAGGAACGUGGCGAGGAAGGUCCUCCAAGCUUUGGAGGGCCUCAAGAUGGUGGAGAAGGACCCCAAUGGUGGCCGGAGACUCACCUCUCAGGGCCAGAGAGACCUGGAUAGGAUUGCUGGUCAGGUUGCCUCGGCAAACAAGAAGCAGCGCAGUUUGCAGAGCGCCAUCUGAGGAGAGCGCGCCAAGAAUCCAGACACGUGAAAUGCAGCGAUAUGCCUUACUGCUUAUUUACUCAAGUUCGCUCGUCUCCCAUAUCAAUCCGGUACCCAAAGAAACCAAGCACAAGAGGCACUUCACAGAGAUGCAUGUGUCCAUAGUACCGUCUGAGCAAAUUUAAUAUUAUACACGAAUGUUUGCAAGAGCUUUAACUCUGUGCUUUGUUUGAAACGCAUUAUGAAUUUCAAGACAGCGGUGGCCUUGAGACAGCAACACAGAAUGAACACUAACGCACUGAGAAUGCAGUAUUACCAAGCAUGAGCAUGAUAAUAUUGUUACCUGCAAAUGUGAAGCUGAAAAACUGUGAAAAUAAAUAAAGACAAAUGCA
Molecule: messenger RNA, 920 nt
Organism: Salarias fasciatus (jewelled blenny)
Lineage: Eukaryota; Metazoa; Chordata; Actinopteri; Blenniiformes; Blenniidae
Product: 40S ribosomal protein S19
Exons: 6
Coding region: 89-547 (152 amino acids)
Biological process (GO): translation; ribosomal small subunit assembly
Cellular component (GO): ribosome; cytosolic small ribosomal subunit
Molecular function (GO): RNA binding; structural constituent of ribosome
Source: RefSeq, a predicted model, not a curated record